This is a messenger RNA of Meloidogyne enterolobii, 1950 nucleotides long. NCBI's taxonomy places the organism in Eukaryota, Metazoa, Nematoda, Chromadorea, Rhabditida, Meloidogynidae. The record is from the annotation of a GenBank genome assembly.
AUGCUUGUAGAAUUACCUCCAUUACUUGACAAUUUAUUCAAAUUAGAUUCAUGGUUGAAGCCUUACGAGAAUGAAAUUCUUCGGCGAUACCGUGAAUUUAACAACAAAUUAAGUUUUAUUGAGCAACAGUGUGAAGGUCUAGAUAAUUUUACACAAAGUUACAAACAAUAUGGUAUUCAUGUAGAGACUGAUAAUUCUGUUAGUUGCCUUGAGUGGGCGCCUGGAGCUGAAUCAAUGGCCUUAGUCGGUGAUUUUAAUAAUUGGGACACUAAUGCUAAUAUUUACGAGAAUAUUGGUUUUGGCAAAUGGAGUUUGAAAAUAAAGCCAAAAACAGACGGGACUUGCCCUAUAGCGCAUAAUUCUGUGUUAAAAGUGGCAGUAAAAAAGAAUGGGAAGUUUAACUAUAAAUUAUCGCCUUGGGCCAAUUAUGUUACCAAUGACAGCAUUGUUUUUCAUCAACAAUUUUACAAUCCACCGACCAAAUAUUCUAUUAAAACAUCCCAUCCGAAAAAACCCAAGUCUUUACGUAUUUAUGAAGCUCAUGUUGGCAUUUCUGGUAAUGAAGGGAAAAUUAAUUCUUAUCGGGACUUUUCUGAAAAUAUUUUACCACGCAUUGCAAAGCAAGUGAUGGAACAUGCUUAUUACGCUUCUUUUGGCUACCAAGUUACAAGCUUUUUUGCUCCUUCAAGUCGUUUUGGCACUCCUGAUGAACUUAAAAUGCUUGUAGAUCGAGCUCAUCAAUUGGGUUUAAUCGUUUUGUUGGAUGUAGUUCACUCGCAUGCUUCUAAGAACGUUGAGGAUGGUCUUAACCAAUGGGACGGUACUGAUGGUGGUUAUUUCCACAAUAAUGUUAGAGGAUUUCACCAACUUUGGGACUCACGUUUAUUCAAUUAUGCCGAAAUAGAGACAUUGCGCUUCUUACUUUCUAAUUUACGUUGGUGGAUUGACGAGUAUGGCUUUGAUGGUUUUAGAUUUGAUGGGGUUUCAUCUAUGCUUUAUCAUUCUCAUUUAAUUAGUGAUCCUGGGCCUGGAAGUUAUGAUGAUUAUUUUGGAUUAAAUGUUGACACUGAAUCCCUAGUCUAUUUAAUGCUAGCCAAUCAUAUGCUUCAUUCUUAUGAAGUUAGUGGAAUGCCUGCUCUUUGUCGUCCUGUGUCUGAGGGAGGACAAGGAUUUGACUUUCGAUUAGCAAUGGCUAUUCCUGAUUUAUGGAUAAAAAUCUUGAAGCAUGUCAGCGAUGAAGAUUGGCCUAUAGGAGAAAUUGGGCAUAUUGCUUAUGCAGAAUCUCAUGAUCAAGCUUUGGUUGGCGACAAAACUAUCGCUUUUUGGUUAAUGGACAAAGAAAUGUAUGAAAAUAUGUCUUUAAUACAUUCUCAAUUAACUCCUGUUGUCGAUCGAGGAAUUGCACUCCACAAAUUAAUUCGAUUGAUUACUUAUGGUUUGGGAGGCGAGGCUUGGCUUAAUUUUAUGGGUAAUGAAUUUGGCCAUCCAGAAUGGUUGGAUUUUCCUCGCCAUGGAAAUAAUCAAUCGUAUCAUUAUUGUCGGCGACAAUGGAAUUUAGCUGAUGAUGAUAAUUUACGCUACAAAUUUUUAAAUGAUUGGGACCGUGCAAUGAAUCAACUUGAAAAUAAUUUUGGAUUUCUUAGCAAAGGGCCGGGGUAUGUUUCUUGGAAGCAUGAUGUGGAUAAAAUAAUUGCUUUUGAGCGUGCUGGUCUUUUGUUUAUAUUUAAUUUUCAUCCGACAAAAAGUUUUAGUGACUAUAAAUUUGGAAUUGAAAAGGCAGGAGUUUAUCAAUUGGCAUUAAACAGUGAUAAUGAGAAGUUCGGUGGACAUAAUCGUUUAAAAGAAGAUCAAGAAUAUCAUACUUUUGCAGAAGGUUAUGCCGGUCGACAAAAUCAUCUUUUUGCCUAUAUACCUUCAAGAGUAGCUAUUGUUUUGAAGAAAAAAGAAUGA